AUGGAGCGCACACCUUCCGGUGUGUCGGCAUCUCUGCACUUCGUGGACUCCAAGCUGGCGGGGGAGCAUCUCUCGGUCUCUUCUGGCAACGUACAGCUGCUCCCGGUUCAACAAAGAGAGGGGACCGAGAACCAAUAUCCCCUUCCUGCGCUAUCCAGUGGAAGGCAAACACCUCAGCAGUUCCCGAUCCCAUCUUUGAAGCUCGGCUCGAAUGUUAAUUCACACCACGGGUUCGAUGGGAGGCCCAGACGCCAUCCUCUCAAACCACGACGCCCGAGGCUCAAUGAUCCGGAUCGACCAUAUCUUGUCCACCCCAAGUACAUCGAAUACAGGUCCCGGCCUAGGCAGGACAUCGGCAAGGAUGGGAAACCGAUCUGGCCUGAUCACAUCGAGGCGGCCUUCCAAGAUGCCCUGGUCCAUAUCAAGCCUAUGGGUCGGAAGAAGUGCUCUCAGCGAGGAAAACCCUACGGCCGGAAUAUGCUCAUCGCUGAAUGGAUCUACCGAGCAACUGGCCACAAGAGGGAACGCAAGCAAGUCUCGAGUCACAUACAAGUGCUCCACCGAUUCCUUGCGGGCAUCCCCGAGUGGGAUCGCCUGAUCAAGCCCGGCGACGACGACGACGUCGGGCCUUCCGACGGCCACAAAUUCUACCACAAUUCAAUCGAGCACAUGGUCAAUGAACAGAAAGCUCGAAGCAACAUCCGGCACCAGAGCGGGACAGCAUGGGAUGACGACCUUGACGAUGUUGACGACCCACUCGCGUCUGGAGGCCCGAAUAUUGUCUCGGACCUCUCACACCCGGUCGAGCAGCUAAAUUUCGAAAUGUGGGUGAGCUCGCCAACCGACCAAGAGCGUGCCUUGCACUGCUACAGCAAACUCAAGUCCGACAAACUGGCAGCUAUGCCGCUCGAAGACCUUGCGGGCUGGCGGUUGUCUUUUCCACACUUGACAAGCCUGGUCGAUCGAGGAAGACGGCUCAACGAGUGCGACCUCAUCUUACUCAAUACCAGUUUCAAGCUGAUGCAAGAAUUUCCUCCACGUUACUCCAAGCUGGGAAUCGGACUCGAGGUCAACUUCCCGGAUCCGCUCCUCUGGCCCGAGUCUCGUGGAGACGUGGACUUCAAAAAGUGGACUUGCACUACUUCUAUGUACCGGGACGGGAUACUGAUAUCUGAUCCCACUCGCAAAGAGUGCCAGGUUUCAGAACACUGGAAAGUCCGACCAUUCUUUCAGUCGAAAUGGUGGGCAUCGACAUUCACCUCGCUGACAGAAGCAAGAAAGGUGGCAGAGGAUACCAAAGAUCCAGAAGCGAUCGAGCAUGCCCAAGAACAGUCUCGCAGCUUUUUCCGAGGACUUUCGAUCAUGCAGGAAAUUUCGGCCGUCCGCUGUGCUGGUCAUUGGCAGACGCAACAAGACAAGCGCACGCGUAUGGCAAUCUUGCUAUGGAAAUUCACUCAGGCAGAUAGCGUGGGAACAACGACGUGGCAGAACCUGAUCGCUCCACCGGAUCGUGUGACAACAAAUAGUCCCCCACCACCUGGGACGGAGAUGGAUCUGCCGCCUCUUUCCAUCGACUCUAUCGUCUCGCCUGGGAAUGGCUCGUUCGAGAGCAACAACCAAUUUCUAUCGCAGCACAGCAUGCAAUAUGAUAUGUGUUCCCAAGUCAUGGACGAAGAGCUCUGUCAAGACGGAUUCAUGGGUCUCAAGCCCGAACAGAUUGGCUUCAGCCACCUACAGUCGUUCGACAUGUCACUCCAUGAGUUUUCCGGCGUGGACCCUGCACUCCACGAUACGUUUGAUCUUCAGCAUGGCGAUGUCAGAACGACGGCUGCUAACCAGCACAGCAUCAAUGGCAACCUCUUCGAGCCACCCAAUGUUCAGACGAGCCUGCAAUCAGGCAUGAAUGGUCCUCUGUCCGAUGACCAUCAAACUGUCACCAGCCGCCACACCCAGGAUCUACCCCUCUCCAGAUUCGAUGUCACAACACAUCAAGUGCUUCAGGAGCGGCUUAAUGCAGAAGACAGCCGGCACAGCGCGUCUACAUCCCACUCGCCGUCCGUCAGACCCGGGUCUUCUCCCAGGCUGCUCAGCGAUGGACCCAAUUGUCGUUGGAGCCAGCAGCUUGAUGAGGAUGAGAAAAUACUUCAUAUCCUCGCAGCGCAGCAGCACCAACUGGCCCAACCACUAACGCGCCAGACAUGGCCAUCUCAAGUCGAUGAGCACCAAGAACUGCGCAAUGCCUUGCUCGGCACACCAGACAUGCCUGCUGUCGAAGUCACGCCGCGGCAUCACCGGGCACCCCGGCCCCAACACCAGUUCAGCACCAUUAGCGAUCAGCAACCAAUGCACGACGAACCGCAUCGCAUCCCACUCAUGUCGUUCCGCCCUCCUCUGCACUCUUAUCACAGCUUUUCCGGCAUGCGAAGUGACGAGAAUCUGCAUCGCGUAUCAUCAUACGGAGGCGAGCACCAUGGCGACGGACUAUCCCUGUCGCAACCCCUGGCACAGCUUGACGGCCAUCAUUUCCUCGACGACCACAACCAGCUUUCCGCUGCUUCUGCGCCGGAGGACUUCCUUCGUGCAAGCAACCGCAACCACAUAAUGGAUGAAGGGUCUCGCGAUUUCACCAGGGCGCACAGCGAGCCCGAUCCUAGUGCCGCCGCGGCUGGCGAGUGCUUCAGCAACAGUCUGCAGCUAGUGAUGGCUGAUGCAGUCAGCGACUCCGAACUCCAAGCACACGCGGAACCAAGUCCACUUGGUCCAGCGGAUGCGAGCCCCGGGGGAAGUCUCGUUGAAGUGUCGAUGGAGGACGUGCAGGGGUGA
Messenger RNA from Cladophialophora yegresii CBS 114405, 2823 nucleotides. RefSeq lists its product as uncharacterized. NCBI's taxonomy places the organism in Eukaryota, Fungi, Ascomycota, Eurotiomycetes, Chaetothyriales, Herpotrichiellaceae. Bases 1 to 2823 code for a protein of 940 amino acids. The record is from RefSeq and is a predicted model, not a curated record. Gene Ontology annotation, biological process: regulation of transcription by RNA polymerase II. Gene Ontology annotation, cellular component: transcription regulator complex. Gene Ontology annotation, molecular function: RNA polymerase II cis-regulatory region sequence-specific DNA binding; DNA-binding transcription factor activity, RNA polymerase II-specific. The transcript is spliced from 3 exons.